AUGUGUCUUGUCCUCCGUCUUAUUCCAUUCCUAGUCCUCGUCGUGAAGGCUACCACCUCCAAAGUUCACAGGCAGAGCGGGGACUGUGACCAAUGUUACUACGCAAAAGGCGCCUUUGCCCCUCCAGAGCUUCUUCCGUGUCUUAAUGAGACUGAUUCAGAAGCACCUGAGGCCAGUUGGUGCUGCUUUGCUGGUCAUGUAUGCCUUGAACGUCAGGCCUGCUGGGACCCAGACACAACGAACACAUAUCAGUACGGCUGUAAUGAUCCCGAAUACGAGCAUGAGAGCUGCCCUCCCAAAGGUGGUCUUAACAUGACAAAGUCGCCCUGGGUCAGUCUUGUCGCGUGCGGCCCCGAAUCGGAUGAGGAUGCUUUCUGGGCCUGCAAUCAUCCAGACACCUGUAGCGAAGAUAGGUGCCCACUCGACCCGCGAAACUUCUCAUCCACACUUUCCCUUUGGCCUUGGACGAUGAUACCCUUACCUCGACUUGUCGAUAAUUGCGAAGAUAUGGCAACCCUAGUGCUGGCUGCCUUCGCGCCAUUGCCGAUGGCCACGAGGGGUGGUGUACCUGCGAAUGCCACCAACAUAGAAGCAAAGCCAAUACCAACAAGGCUGCCAACUGAUGGAACGGAGGAUGCGGGAUGGAGCGCUGGUGCUAUCGCAGGAACAGUGGUCGGCGCGGUUUUGAGUGCAAUUGCCAUUGUCGCAGGCACUUUUCUCUUGCGGCGACGACAACAACGACAGUAUGGACUGCGGUCCGACACGACGCAGACCUCUCGGUUAAUUGAAGACUCCGGGGCUCUAGAGCUAAUGCCAUUUGACGGUAAACGACGCCCACCAGAUUCAAUGACAUCCAUGGAAGCGUAA
Molecule: messenger RNA, 867 nt
Organism: Colletotrichum siamense
Lineage: Eukaryota; Fungi; Ascomycota; Sordariomycetes; Glomerellales; Glomerellaceae
Exons: 3
Coding region: 1-867 (288 amino acids)
Source: RefSeq, a predicted model, not a curated record